CUAAUACAUACCAGCACCGCCCUUGAGGCGGACGCUUUCUCGAUUCACACACAGCACACGGCGGCCGUCCAGCAGACAUGAGCACUGAAAUCCCGUCCAUCCAACUACCGCAAGCGGAGGGAGGCGAGGAGAAAAUACACGGUCUCACGCACACGGAGAUUUCCAACCUCAGAGCAACCAGCUUGAAAGCUCGGGACUUUGCCUACUGCCCCUACUCCCUCUUCCGCGUCGGCGCCGCCCUCCUCAUCCGCAGCUCCAAUCCCGGCAUCUUCGACCACAUAAUCCGCGGUGCCAACGUAGAAAACGCUUCCUACCCUGUCGGCACCUGCGCCGAGCGCGUCGCCAUGGGCCACGCCAUUGCCUCUGGGUACCGCAAAGCGGACUUCAAAGCCAUUGGCGUGGCCACGGACCAGCUGGACUUUUGCUCCCCGUGCGGCAUGUGUCGGCAGUUUCUGAGAGAGUUCUUGGACCUGGAUACACCGAUUUUCAUGUUUAAUCGGGAAGGGGAGUACGAGGUGAAGACGAUGGGGCAGCUGUUGCCGUUGAGUUUUGGACCGGAGGCGUUGCCGCCGAGGGAGAUGCUGGAGGGGCAGAGGAAGUAGGGUUAUUGGGAUGAGGGUCCUUUCUGGGGAGGGUAUCAGAUGCUUAAGGCUUUUGUUUUUGCGUACGUUUAGCAGGUUUUGUAUCUUGGUCUGUACGCAUUUCACGGGUGUUGGGGAGUAAGUGGGAGUGUCUUCAAACGUCAAAACCGAAGAGCGGCGCUUACACAAGCGGAAGAUUUAUUUCACUAUACUAUGGAAUAAUGAAUGAAGCACCUU
Westerdykella ornata is the source of this 818-nucleotide messenger RNA. RefSeq names its product cytidine deaminase. Gene Ontology annotation, cellular component: cytosol. NCBI's taxonomy places the organism in Eukaryota, Fungi, Ascomycota, Dothideomycetes, Pleosporales, Sporormiaceae. The coding region runs from base 78 to 602 and encodes 174 amino acids. Gene Ontology annotation, molecular function: cytidine deaminase activity; zinc ion binding. The transcript is spliced from 2 exons. The record is from RefSeq and is a predicted model, not a curated record.